Messenger RNA from Ceraceosorus guamensis, 1287 nucleotides. Its product is annotated as glycoside hydrolase. Gene Ontology annotation, molecular function: beta-glucosidase activity. Gene Ontology annotation, biological process: glucan catabolic process. Bases 1 to 1287 code for a protein of 428 amino acids. The transcript has 2 exons. Lineage: Eukaryota; Fungi; Basidiomycota; Exobasidiomycetes; Ceraceosorales; Ceraceosoraceae. The record is from RefSeq and is a predicted model, not a curated record. Gene Ontology annotation, cellular component: cell surface; extracellular region.
AUGCCCAUCGCUCGCGAGGUGGACAACACGGCCCUCAGCCAGAACCUUACCUCUCGCGCUCCUGCUUUCCGUUUCAACUACGGCGGACCAAGUCAAGGAGCAGAUCUGAUUCGAGGUGUCUCCUUGGGCGGCUGGCUCGUUUUGGAACCUUUCAUCACCCCUUCUCUAUUCGACAGCACCGGCCCUUCCAACAACGGUAUCAUUGACGAAUGGACACUGUGGUCGCGUCUAGGCAAGUCGGCCGGCGCCAGAUUACUCCAACCUCAUCUCAACUCUUUCUACACUCGACAAGACUUGGUGGACAUCAAGAAUGCGGGAUUCAAUUGGAUCAGAAUUCCCAUUGGGUUCUGGGCUUUCGAUGUGCAGGGUGCAGAGCCUUACCUCCAGCUGAACCAGUACGACUUGCUGAAGCAAGCGGCGGGCUGGGCAGCCGACAUUGGCCUCAAGGUCAUGGUCGACGUUCACGGUCUGCCCGGAAGCCAGAACGGCUUCAACCACAGUGGCCGCCAAGGCAAAGCGCGCUGGUCGAACGGCACCAAGAAUGUAGAGCGCUCCCUGGCCAUCAUCUCGACUUUGUCGAACGAGUUCAGCAAGGACCGGUACGCUUCCAGCGUCGUCUCCAUCGAGCUCGUCAACGAGCCAGUCAAUGUGGAUGACGGUGUUCUCAAAAAGUAUUAUCGGGAUGGAUACAAGAUCGUUCGGGACAAGGGCAACCUCGUCGUCACGCUCGGUGAUGGUUUCAAAGGCGGAGACUACUGGAACGGUUUCCUCUCUUCAUCCGACAAUGGGGCGUCGGGAGUCUCGCUGGAUCUUCACAUUUACACCGUCUUCGACAACACUUCCAUCCGGCGAAAAGCGCAAGCUAGGCAAGACUACUACUGCUCCCUCGGAUCCAAGUAUGAGCAGCUGAACAAGGACAAGUGGCUAGUCGUCGGAGAGUUUUCGCCCGCUUUCACAGAUUGCGCAAAGUACCUCAACGGAAGAGGUGUGGGGUCGAGGUACGACGGCAGCUAUCCCAAUUCCUCCAAGUAUGGCGAUUGCGGACCCAAGCGAGGUCCCGCUUCCGGCUUCUCGGCUGGCUACAAGGCUCUGCUCGCUCGCUUCUGGCAAACGCAGGUGGAUGCGUACAGCAGAGGUUCGGGAUACAUGGCUUGGACUUGGAAGACGGAGGACGGCACGGCCGAAGAGUGGAGCGUCAAAAAGGGCAUUCAGUACGGCUGGGUGAGUUUUGAGCGUGCGCUUAUGGGCCGCGGGCCCCCGUCCUUGUGCCCUGAGACGAGGACAUGA